CUACCGCUCCGACUCUCAAUACGCCUCUCUUCCGAACCUAUUAACUUUUUUCUCCGGCGACGUGUUUAAUCCCAGCUUGGAAAGCUCCGUGACAAAGGGGCGGCAUAUGGUGCCGUUUCUCAAUAAUGCUGGAACAGACGUUGCCUGCGUGGGUGUAUGUUGCUGUUGCAAUCUAGGCGGACGGGCGGUACCCUGGCUGAUGCAUGUAGGGAAUGUCAUUUACAGAAUCAUGAUUUAGAUUUUGGUGUCGCUCAAUUCAGACAUCUACGCAGCCAAUGCAAAUUUCCUUGGUUACUGGCGAAUGUCCUUGAUCCUGCUUUAGGGGAAGAUGUACCACUUGGGAAUUGUGAGAGAACAGUCAUGUUGACUUCAUCGAACGGGAUCAAGGUGGGCGUAAUUGGACUUGGGGAGCGGGAAUGGUUGGAUACGAUUAAUUCGCUACCGCCAGGGCUGGUCUACAAAUCGGCGUCCAAAACGGCCAUGGAACUAGUACCGGAAUUGCGCAAACAAGGUGCAGAGAUUGUCAUUGCAGUAACUCAUCAACGUGAACCAAAUGACAACAAACUGGCUGAGAGAAUACCGCCGGGUUUAGUUGAUAUCAUCCUUGGUGGACACGAUCAUUACUACGCGCAUUCAAUAGUGAACGGGGUGCACGUGCUGCGUUCAGGUACAGAUUUCAAACAACUCAGCUAUGUAGAAGCUUACCGCAACCCUAAGACUGGCUGGGACUUUAAUAUCAUCCGCAGAGACAUUGUCAGAUCGAUUCCCAUCGAUCCUGACUCGGAAAGGCUUGUCACAAAGCUCACGUCUGCGCUUCAAUCAAAACUAGAGAAACCAGUUGGCUACACGGCCUCGCCUUUAGACGGGCGAUUUACUACUGUGCGCACGCGUGAGUCAAAUCUCGGCAACUUUGUUUGUGAUCUCAUGCGCUUCUACUACAACACCGACUGUUCUAUUAUGGCUGCGGGCACGAUUCGUGGCGAUCAAGUCUAUCCGCCAGGCUUGCUACGACUAAAGGACAUAUUGAACUGCUUCCCCUUUGAAGAUCCUGUGGUGGUGCUGAAACUAUCAGGCAAGGACCUUGUUGACGCCUUGGAAAACGGUGUCAGUCAGUUACCCGCCCUCGAAGGACGGUUUCCUCAAGUUUCGAAUAUUACAUUCGAAUUUACCGCUUCGGGGCCACCUGGCAGUCGAGUAAAUUGGGUAAAAGUCGGCGGGGAACCCAUUGACUACGAACGAAAAUACACCCUCGCAACCAGAGGGUACAUGAGCCGCGGCAAAGAUGGAUAUACGUCUUUACUGGUUCAGUCGGAAGGCGGCGAGGUCGAAGAGGUAGUCUCUGAAGAAAACGGCAUGCUGAUUUCCGCCAUUCUAAGACAGUACUUCCUAAGCCUGAAAGUAAUGGGCAAAUGGCGACGGAUGAGUGUGUCUUUGCAUCGCCACUGGGACGAUGUUCAUUCCCGUCUACAUGCACAGACUGGCGGUGGCUGGGUCAAAACCCCUUCUCCAGCUGCUGAAAGAAAGGACAAUAAUUUGUGGAAGACCACCACCACCACCACCACCACCACCACCACAACAGAAGAACACAAUAUAAGUGUUACCAAACAGAAACGCCCUAGAAUGCGCCGAUACGGUCGUUACCACGAUCACAACAUGCAUAAACAGGGUCAUACCCACCAUAAUUCUCAUCAACACAAUAGAGCAUCCUCGGCAAUAUUAUCUGCCACUCUAUCGAACUCCUACCCUUCUUCCUCUGAGAACUCGACCGCGACAAACACGCCGCAUGUAUUAGAUUCAGAAUCAGACUCGGAACCGGAAAUAUUAAUCUCUUCGCACGAAGAAACCAACUAUGUCACUUAUACAGCCACCUCGCCUGCAGAAGAGGAGAACCGCAUGCGUCUUGCAAGAAAGGUACUCAAGAAAUGGAUGCGCUUGGCAGGUGUGCAAAGCAGUGGCUGUGUGGAAGAUGCUGGAGAAGAGUUCACUCCCUCAUGGACCUGGGGAAUCGCGCCGAGGCGUGAAGGAAGAAUCUUGGUUAGGGCUAGAACGGUUGAUUACAGAAAAGAAAAUCUCCCUGAUGGGACGAUUUGAGGUUGUUUGGGUUGUCCAAUUCUUACGUAUUAGAGCGGUAUGAGUGAUAUAAAGAUAAAUGGUUGAUAAAUACUUUGGGAUCGAUUGAUGUAUUUAGGAAAUUCAUCUAGAGCAUUCUGGUCGCUAUUUUGGGUCGCCAUUUUGGCAUGCUAUAUGGUAGUAUAAAACGAAGUAACACAUGUAGGACAUGGAGGAGCCUAUGGAAA
Talaromyces proteolyticus is the source of this 2297-nucleotide messenger RNA. RefSeq names its product 5'-nucleotidase. The transcript has 2 exons. Gene Ontology annotation, molecular function: hydrolase activity. The coding region runs from base 157 to 2091 and encodes 644 amino acids. Lineage: Eukaryota; Fungi; Ascomycota; Eurotiomycetes; Eurotiales; Trichocomaceae. Gene Ontology annotation, biological process: nucleotide catabolic process. The record is from RefSeq and is a predicted model, not a curated record.